AUGCAUUGCGCCCGGGGAGCCGUCGCUCUGCAGUCCUUGUCCUUGUGUCGGCGAUACCCGGUCGGGCAGCGUAACGCCCGCCCUGCCGGGUAUGCCAACAAUCGCAUCUUCAUCCUGCGAGGCCACGGCAGCGGCGGGAGCGUCCGACGAGGCGGGGGAAGCCAAACGGCGCGCGGAGGAGGCGGGAGGCGGUCUCGUGGCCUCUGCAAGGCCGGCGGAGACGACGCUAUCUUGGCCCGAGGAGUCUUGAUCGUUGUCUUGAAUGGUGUCGUGAAUAGCGGCGACCCCUAUACUUAA
This is a messenger RNA of Peronospora matthiolae, 297 nucleotides long. The record is from the annotation of a GenBank genome assembly. NCBI's taxonomy places the organism in Eukaryota, Oomycota, Peronosporomycetes, Peronosporales, Peronosporaceae.